Molecule: messenger RNA, 459 nt
Organism: Rosa chinensis
Lineage: Eukaryota; Viridiplantae; Streptophyta; Magnoliopsida; Rosales; Rosaceae
Exons: 1
Coding region: 1-459 (152 amino acids)
Molecular function (GO): nucleic acid binding; RNA-DNA hybrid ribonuclease activity
Source: RefSeq, a predicted model, not a curated record
AUGGGGAUGGUGAAGUUAAAUGUGGAUGCUGCUUUUUGCAAUGUGAAUGGGAAUGCAGGGAUUGGGGGUAUCUACAGAGAUCAUGAAGGUACUUGCCUCGGUGGGUUUCGACACUCAGUUGCGGUCAUAAGUUCAGCUAGGCACACUGAACUCUUAGCUUUGAUCUUGGGGUUACAGUUGGCUAUUUCUCAUGGCUUUGUUCCCCUGGUUGUGGAGUCAGAUUGCCAAGUCUUGGUGCAAGUAGUGCCAAACCAAACCCUUGACUACUCUGACCUGGGUUUCUUACUUUAUGAUCUUCAGGAGCUCUUGCAGUCUGUAUCCUCUGCUCAGCUCAACUUCGUAAGGCGCCAGGCCAACUCGGUGGCGCAUAAGCUGGCUCAAGAGGCCAAGUUGGCCAUGUUUUCAUCAAAUUUUUUUUCUUGUACCUCCUCCAAGUAUGGUGGAGAACAUAAAUCGUGA